GGAUACCAUUUUAGGCCCCAAGAUGGCGUAUUUGGGUGUCCAUCAAAGGAGUCUGUUUUGGUUGGCGACAGUUUUGGCGUUUAGCAGGAGCUGUGAUGGACAAGAGAACACGACGUUGCCACUGCCGACAGUUCCGAGCAGAUGUAAGCCGAUCGAGUUUGAGUGUGCCAACGGGCUGUGCAUCCCGGGCAGCCGGUACUGUGACAGCUGGAACGACUGUCUGGAUGGCUCGGAUGAAAGAAAUUGCCCACGACCACCCACCACACAGUGCUCACGGCUGCAGUUCCCCUGCAAUGACGGACAUUGUAUCAUCCUGCGCUUCCGCUGUAAUGGCUUUGAAGACUGCCCAGAUGGGAGCGAUGAGAUCAAUUGUCCACUCUACCCUAUGGUAUGUCUGAAUCCGUUGUUCCGCUGUGAAAAUGGAAGGUGCAUCGACAAAAGCUUUGUGUGUGAUGGGAAGGACAACUGUAAGGACAUGAGCGAUGAGAUACACUGUGAUGACGUCCCUUCAGGCUCCCCCCAGAACAGUGGCCCCAGUAGUACGUCCCACCUCCUGUACCAUGAUGCUCGGUACCAGGCUGCCACCUACACCAUCAUCGGCUGUACUGUGGCGUUUGUGGCGGUGGUGGUGUGCUUCGUCAUCACGGUCCACCGGAUCAAGCGGAGACAGGAGGCUCUGCGCACGCCGCCCCGCCAGCGACAGGACAUCGCCAGGGACUACAGGAGAGGGAUGUUCCCCUCACAGAAUCAGAUGCCAUACUUCAUCCAAAGCAGUGGAUACAGGAGAGCGUCAGGCAACUACCUGGUGACCUACAACAUCAACAACGGGGUGCAGAUCAUAUCCAACGGGCUGGUCAAGCCUUACGACGCGCCGCCCAAGUACUCGGACAUCGUGGGCGGGCUGGAGGAGGAAUCUCCAGACUCCCCUGGAUCACCACCACCCCCCUACAGCGAAGUGGAACAGCCGUUGUUGAUGAGACUGGAUACAGGGGAACACCAGCAGGAAGAGGAGGCUGGAGGAAACCUUCAGGUCCUCCUGGUCUCUGGGAGGGGCGACAGAGACUUUACUGUGACCCCAGGUCAAAGUGGAGAGGUCGUGUGUCAAAGGACAGAGGAAGCAGUACCCAUGUUAGCUGAGGAAGGAGGGCACCAAGAGUCGAGUGCGACUGUCAGGACACCACGUGGCAGUGACAGCAACAUGACAGGAAGAGCAGAAGAGCCACCUAGUGAUCAGCAUGAGAGCUGCAGCAGUAGAACCCAGUCUGAGCCAGAGACUGUUACUGAAGUUCAGUGAAACAGUAUUCAGAAUAUUCUCAUAUCUUGUGUUGGUUCAAAGCAGAGUUUUAAUCUCCAGAAGAAAUAUUAGGGGCACAGGAACAAUCUGGCUAAUCACAGAUUCUGACAUGAACAUUUGUGCCAUUCUUUGUGCCUGGAAGCUUCCAUACUACUUAUAUGUGCUGUACAGGUCUUAGCAGGAAGUGCAUCUACUUUAAACAGAAACAUUAACUUAAGUCUGUUGUUUGUGUUGUCAGCUGUUUCAUGUAUUCACAAAUGUUCAGCAGAUGUGUGUAAAUCAGUGGUCUGAACCUCAAGAACAUUAGCACCAAAGUUACGGAGACAGUUGAAAGUGAGGUAAACUUUUUAUGAAAGAGGCAAGCGAUGGAACAAUUUGGUCUUUUGAAUGUAUGCUAAGUAUCAAACAGGACAGAAAUAUUUGUAAGUGGUACAGAUGAUACAGUGCAAGUAAUAAAACUGACCACAAACAGUAUUUGUUUGAAAAAUAAUCCGUACACAAAGAGGUGUACUGCAACAUCAGUAUUGAGAACACUUAAGAAAAACCUGUUGCAAAUGCGGAGUGCCGGAGGCUAUUCCGUCAAGAAAUGUGCUAAGGCAUGGGUGUUUUAAAUGUUACGAUCAUUUCUUGAACUUGAAGCAUUGAACAAUCAAAAUGGUAUAUAUACAUCCUGUAAAGUUACUGUGUUUUUGUACAGUUAUGAAGAUUCUAGCUUUCUAUUUUGUAUAUCACACCGUUGCAUAUGUAAGUUUGGCAUUGUACAUUAGCAUACUUGCAUACAUUCCACUUUAAUAUACCAUGUCAGUUAUUUUGGCAAGAAAAGGUUUUUAUAGAAAACUACUGGAAGGUUUGAAAGGACCUAUUUUAAAUUUAUCAACUUCAGAAACAGCCCUAAACCUUCACUGUGCUAAUAUGAUGUGUAACAAUUUUACAUAUGAAUUCUUGCCAUUCUGUCAUUUAUUAUGAAUUGACAGUCAUGAGCAAUGAUUGGAUAACAGUCAACAGUAUUGUAUAUCAAACUUCCAUUUAGUGGUCUGUACCAGAUAUUGUUGCUUGGUUUGUGAUACAUGGCAAAUGCGAUGUACAUGUAUCAUUCCUUUAGUACAUUUGUAUAGUGCAAUGCAACAUUGCCUAUCCAGGCCUUUGCUUAGUAAUAGUGGUACCAGUUUUGACUUGCAAUGUAAUAAUCCUGUGAUCUGGAGAUGCCAUAUACACAGACAUAUAUGUUUGAUGUUUAGCUAAUUAUGUAGGUAGCCAAGAGUUAUUGUUAUAUGAUGUACAUAACUUGCUAGCCAUAUAUUUUGAUAUUAUUUUUGUACCAUCAAGUGGUUAUAUCUUAUAUGCAUCAUUACCUGUAUUGGUUAAAUGGGGAGAGUGUAGUGCGUGCAUUUA
Molecule: messenger RNA, 2686 nt
Organism: Branchiostoma belcheri (Belcher's lancelet)
Lineage: Eukaryota; Metazoa; Chordata; Leptocardii; Amphioxiformes; Branchiostomatidae
Product: low-density lipoprotein receptor class A domain-containing protein 3-like
Exons: 6
Coding region: 23-1294 (423 amino acids)
Cellular component (GO): plasma membrane
Molecular function (GO): protein binding
Source: RefSeq, a predicted model, not a curated record